Dunckerocampus dactyliophorus (ringed pipefish) is the source of this 4802-nucleotide messenger RNA. It is a transcript of the gene appl2, whose product is annotated as adaptor protein, phosphotyrosine interaction, PH domain and leucine zipper containing 2. Gene Ontology annotation, biological process: signaling. Gene Ontology annotation, cellular component: cytoplasm; endosome membrane. The transcript has 22 exons. NCBI's taxonomy places the organism in Eukaryota, Metazoa, Chordata, Actinopteri, Syngnathiformes, Syngnathidae. Bases 90 to 2015 code for a protein of 641 amino acids. The record is from RefSeq and is a predicted model, not a curated record. Gene Ontology annotation, molecular function: protein binding.
UCUUCGCUGAGAACUCUGGGAAUUUGAGUCCAGCGUGCUAAAUAAUUCAAGCCCCCCUCAUUCGUGUCUUUCUCCGCCGCCAACAAGAUAUGCCGGCCGUACAUCACAAACUCCUCCUCGAGGACGCUUUGCAGGACAGUCCUCAGACUCGCUCCCUGCUCAGCGUGUUUGAGGAGGAUGCGGCGAACCUCACCGACUACACCAACCAGCUGCUGCAGUCCAUGCAGCGCGUGUAUGGAGCUCAGAGUGAGAUGGGCUUGGCCACAGAGCAACUCUCCCGCCAGCUUCUUUCAUACGAGAAGAAAAAUUUCGCCCUUGGAAAAGGUGACGAAGAAGUAAUCUGUACGCUGCAGAACUUCGCCAAAACGGUAGAGGAGCUCAACUCCCUCCACUCAGAGCUCGCCAACCAGAUGGCCGACACCAUGGUCUUCCCCUUGAUCCAGUUCAGAGAAAAAGACCUGACGGAGGUGAGCACAUUGAAGGAAAUAUUUGGCAUCGCCACCGACGAACAUGAGGCAGCCAUGGUCAAAUACAGCCGUUUACCCAAAAAGAAGGAAAAUGAGAAGCUGAAAGCCGACCUGGUCAAAGAGGUGGCAUACACCCGUAGGAAGCAGCACCAGGCCUCACUGCAGUAUUACUGCGCCCUCAAUGCCUUGCAGUACCGUAAGAGGGUCGCCAUGUUGGAGCCCAUGCUGGGCUACACGCAGGCACAGGUGAGUUUCUUCAAGAAAGGCCUGGAGCUGGUGUCAAAGAAGAUGGACAGCUUUCUCUCCUCCGUGACCAACAUGACGCAAAAUAUCCAAACUCAGCUGGACGCUGAUGCGGAGGCCAUGCGGGUGUCACAGAAGGAGCUCUUGUCUGUGGAUGACUCGGUCUACAUGCUGGACCAGGACACCGAGCCUGUCAAUCGCACACUGAUCCAGAAGGCCGGUUUCCUCAACAUUAGGAAUAAGACGGGCCUGGUGACCACAGCAUGGGACCGCCUCUACUUCUUCACACAGGGUGGAAACCUCAUGUGCCAGCCCCGGGGGGCGGUGGCCGGGGGCAUGGUGCUAGAUCUGGACAACAGUUCUGUCAUGGCCAUCGAGUGUGAAGACAGACACUACUGCUUCCAAAUCACAUCACCAUCUGGAAAAACGUCGAUGAUUCUACAAGCUGAGAGCAAAAAGGAAUAUGAAGAAUGGAUUUGCACAGUGAACAACAUCUCCAGACAGAUCUACCUGACUGACAACCCGGAGGCCGUGGCUAUCCGCUUGAACCAAACCGCCAUCCAAGCCGUCACGCCCAUCACCAGCUUUGAAAAGAGGCAGGAAGGCUCACCUGACCCUGACAGAGCCAAACCAGGAGGCGUCUACUCCACCGGCACCACAUCCCAGAAGACGGGAGCCGCUCCGGAACCAGAAGACCUGAUCGCCCCGGGGACGCCCAUCCAGUUUGACAUCGUGCUGCCCGCCUCUGAGUUCCAGGACCAGAACAGGGUGGACGGGAGGCGCACUAAUCCAUUUGGAGAAACCGAUGCCGACCAUUCCUCUGAAAGCGACGACGCCCUCUUGCAGCAGGUGUUUGCCGUGCGCUUCCUGGGCUCCAUGGCCGUGCGCUGCGGCGACAACCAGGAGGUGAUCUACGAGGCCAUGAGGCAGGUCCUGGCCGCCCGGGCUAUACACAACAUCUUCAGGACCACCGAGUCCCACCUUAUGGUCACCAGCAGCAGCCUCAGGCUGAUUGACCCUCAGACUCAAGUGACGAGGAUAAGUUUUCCCUUGAGGGAGGUGUGUCAGUUUGCGGCCCACCAGGAGAACAGCAGGCUGAUGGGUUUGGUGGUGGAGGGGCGAGACUGGAGCGACGGCGGCGAAGACGGCGAGCCCUCGUUUAGCGCCUUCGUCUUCGAGAGCAACACGGAGGGCGAGAAGAUUUGCUACACCAUGAGUCUCGCCAAGGACAUUACCGAAGCGAAGAAGAAAUUCCUCAUGGAAGCACAGCGUUGGUGGACCCUGCAGCGCUGGCCCAGCUCAUGAAGAACAUGCCGCUGACCAACGACGGCAAAUUCCUGCUGCUGGACCCUGAGAGCAGCGACACGGCCGACGGGGAGGGACUAGAGGACCUGGAGUCUGAGGCCUAGGAGUCCAAAAAACCUCUCCUCCUCCUGUCUUUGAAAAGCACUCCAGGACUGGGUGAAGGUGGCCUCAUGACCUUUUUAUACCGCUGCAACUUCAACACUCUGCUAAGUUCUGCUCGUGGAUUUGAAUGCAAUUUGGCUCAAGUGGAAUUUGGAGCAAAUCAAAAGCAACCAUCAGGGAGUCCGUUUUCCCUCAUCUUUUACUUGGCGUUUACCGUAAUUCCUCAGAUAGUGGUCCCCAGGAAAAUGCAUACUCUCUGCCGACAGAGGCCAUAAUUCAUAAUAAAACUAUAAUAUUUGUUAUUUCUCAUUCAGUUCUGAAAACAUUAAAUCAAAAGUCAUCAAAUAAACACUUUGUCAUAAUAUUGAAACUUUAGUACACUUUUUUUCUGUGAAGUUUUUGUUUUUUAACCUUUAUUCUUUUAAAAACAUGAAAGUAUUUUUCCUCACAUUAGAACACUUUUACUUUAUGGAAGCGUUUUUCCCCAUUCUUUGAAAGAUAUUGUACGCAUACACACAACUUUUUUCUUGUAAUAUUAUAAAAGCAUACCAUCUUCAUUGGAUUAAAAUGAUGCCACUUCCUUAAUAUUACAACUUUUUCUCUUAUAUUGUAAUAUUAGAAGAUGAGUUUGCCUCACUUUCCGUGAACGUGAACGUGAACGUGUAUUUGAAGUAAAUACUUAACAUUUUGUGACAACGACAAGAAUGAAAGAGUCGGGAAUCGGCCAGGAAUCAAACCCAAGUCAACUGCUUGGAAGGCAGCUAUGCUAACCACGAUACCACCAAUGCUAACCACGAUACCACCAAUGCUGUACAUGCACACGUGGACUGCAUGUGACUUUUGCAUUCUAUUGUCUACCAUUAUUCUUUAAACAUAAAAUUUAACGUUUUCGCAUCUCCUGACUUUAUUAUUUUGAACUACAAUAUUUUUCUUGUGAUAUUACAAUUAUUUAAUUUAGGAUUAUUUUUCCGUAAUAUGAUUUUCCUGUAAAUCAGGGGUGUCCAAAGUGCUAAAAUAUAAUUGAACAAAAAAAAACGAGAAAAAAAAGAAAAAAUAUGAGAAAAAUGUUGCAAUCUAACAAGAAAGUCUGAAAAAUAAAUCAAUUAAACAAUAACAUUGUGAUAUUAUGAGGGAUUUUGCCAUUUUAGUAAUAUGAAGUUGAAAUAUUAAAUACAUUUUUAAUUCCAAUUUUUUAAAGAGUUGUAAUAUUAGAGAAACAAAUGAAACAAGAAAGUUGUAAAGUUACGAGAAUAAAGUGAAAAUAUUAUGGGAAUAAAGUCAUAAUUACCACAAGGACAUUUACAAGGAGAAAGUUGAAAUAUCAAAUAAAUAUAUACAUAUUUUUUUAAUUAACAGCAGAAAUGGAAAAAACAGCUGUCAUUUUAUGAGAACAAAGUAUUAAGAGGAAAAAAAGGUGCAAUUUUACGAGAAUAAACUCAUAAUAUUACCAGGAAAAAUAAGUCAUUUUAGUAGCAUAGAGUUGAAAUAUUCAAGAACAAAACUGUAAUAUUAUAAGAAACAAGCAACCCAGCAAGAAUGAAAAAAGAAAAAAGGAGCAAAUGCUCCAAUAGUCUUUGUCACCAACAGUGCAGGAUAUGACGAAGCUGUUUCUUGAAACGUGCCGUCAUACUGUACCUUCUCAGCGUAUCUGCAUGCGCUGCAGCCUUUCAUUUUUCACGAUGCUGGCAAAACGUUUGGACACCUUUUACUUAAAUGUCUUUAAACAGUGACUUUUUCCUGUUAAAAAACAAGCUUUUUAAAUAGAAUUUAUCAUUUCAAUAUAAAUGAUGAAUUUUAUCCUCAUCCUGAUUGUUUUGUGGUAAUUACACAUUGUUUUCAGUGUUGCCCUAAUUCUCCCUUAUUCUCGAUAAACAUUUCAUCCAAAAAAUGCUGAUUUUAGACACCAAACAGGCACCUGGCAGUGCAGUACAGCCACAACAUGAGGAACUACGGUAGCGCUUAUUUGUGUUGCUGCCACCGAGUGGACGGCAGUCGCAUUGCACCCUGUGUCAGCAGCGUGCCCCCUAGUGGUAAAAAACAAACGGUACAUCACUCCAGUUUACAGGCUUUGAGGUCCUGCCAGCGGAUCUCAGAUCAGCUCUACAAGUUCCUCACAGCAUCUUCUUUAAAAGGAAAGGUGUUCUUUGCUUAGGUUUACAUUUAAUAUGUGAUAUUUUUUAGCUUUUCUUUUCUUACGUGUGUACAUUUUCAUUUUAGAUGUCCAUUUUGCACACCUAAAAGGAUUCAUGAAGUGUGUCUUUUAGUCCUAAUAAUGUUAAGACAUCCCAUCAGGGUUGCAUGGUCAGCAUCAGGCAAAGGAAAUCACCACUAAUUGUUGGCUUUUUCUACCAUCUUGUACCAUCACCACUACUACUACUACUACUACUACUACUAGUACUAGUACUAGUACUACCUGUGUGUACUACAACAAUCAUGAUUGAUGAAAAAAAAACCUGCAUACAACAUACAAUUAAAGCAUGGCAUCUUUAAUACUUGCAUGUUUCUUAUGAUGGUUUGAUGUGUGUGUGUGUGUGUGUGUGUGUGUGUGUGUGUGUGUGUGUGUGUGUGUGAGAGAGAUGGUGACAUGCUCCUUCAAGAGUCUUUGUAGUAGUUGUUAAAGUUGAUGCGAAGGAGGAAGUCUUCCAAGUGAGGCUGGUAGCCUCUGUUCACCAGUUUGGUCACCAC